AUGAUAGAUUCUUUUUAUGAGGGCAAGAAUGUUUUUCUGACAGGCUGCACUGGUUUUGUUGGAAAAGUCCUCUUACUCAACUAAAUUAUAAUCAGACUUUUGUUUGCUAGUACUUUAUAUUUUCUAAAUAAUUUUAAUAAAAGGUAAUACAAGAAAUUAUUUUUGCAUUCAAAAAAUUGCAAUUAAAAAAUUAAAAAUAUUUAAAAGCAAUCCAGUCAAGAUAUUUUUCGAAAGCAUUAAUUUUUGUUCAUUAUUAGCAAUCCUAAAGCUCUUUUUGGGGUAAUUAGAAAAAAUCUUAUACUCUCUUCCUCGUAUAAACAAGGUUUAUGUCCUAAUUCGAACAAAAAAAGGCAGUUCAACUGAAGAAAGAUUCAAGAAAGAAAUCUUCGACUCCCUCUGUUUUGACCGACUUAGAGCUAGAGAGCCUAACUUUGACGAGUUCAUGAAAGAAAAACUAGUCCCAAUCGCAGGAGAUAUGCUAAAAGACGGCCUAGAUCUAUCCCCAGAAGAUUUUCAGGAGCUUACCCAAAAUGUUAAUAUCAUCAUCAAUUCUGCGGCUUCUGUUGACUUCAACCAGAGACUUGAUAUGGCUUUACAAAUAAAUACCUUUGGCAGUUUACGUGUCCUCGCCCUCGGCAAGGCUUGCAGGAAUCUAAUAUCUUACGUCCAGGUCUCGACUGCCUAUGUAAACUGUGACAAAAGAGGCUGGGUCGAUGAAAAGUUUUACCCUCUCCAAACCAAUCCUAGGGCUCUUUUAGCAGAAUUAGUGGCGAUUCCUAUAGAAGAAAUUGAAAGAAGGACUCCAGGAAUUAUUGGAAGUUAUCCAAAUACUUAUACCUAUUUAAUGCUGCAAAAAAUAAAAAACUAUCUAUAAUCUAUUUUAAAUAGGGAGUACUAUUUAAGUAAAAUUAGUACCUUGAAUCAGUAAAUUUUAUAAAAAUUUUUUUUAUGAAGCAUUUAAUAUAAUCCGUUGGGUUUUUUUUGAGCACCAGUAAACCUGCUAACUGGUCGCAACGAGCCCAAUAAACUUUUUUUUUAAAAAAAUUAACCUCUUUAAAAUUGAAGCAGCUUUUAUUCCAAUUUAAAGUGGGAGUUAUACUUUUUACAAAGAACUUGGCUGAGCAGCUUAUUGCGCUGGAAAGAGAAAAUUUGCCGAUUUGUGUGGUGAGGCCUUCUAUUAUUGGCGCGAGUUGGAAAGAGCCAGUUCCUGGGUGGAUUGAUUCUGUGUCAGCAGCUGCAACUUUUUAUUUAGCUGGAGGAUUAGGAUUAUUGAGAGUUACUGUCGGGAAAAAAAAUUAUGUGGGUGAUCAAAUCCCUGUGGAUAUUGUAAUUAAUUCUAUUAUUGCUGCGUCUGUAUUUUUGUGCAAGCCUGGACAAAUUUAUGCAAUGCACGCAGGGUCAAGUGCCAGAAAUCCUAUUACUUGGAUUUCUGUAACAAAUAUUGUGCAAGCAUACUGACGCAAGAAUCCUUCAGAAAAAGCUUUUGGGAUUUGCAAUUUCAGAUUUGUGGAAAAUCCAAAGGUGUAUGAAAUGGUGAGAUUUUUCCAGAGAAAAUUACCAAUUUGGGCAUUUACUAGCUCCUGCCUUAGAGCAAUAUAAAAAUUAAUCACAUAAGGCGAGGAAUCGAUUUUUAUAUAGAUUAUUUUACUUAAUGCUUAUUAUUUUUUUAAAAUUUAAAAUAAAUAUUAUAAAAAAAAUUAGCUAUAAUAUUGCUGGAUUUGGGAGGAAUAAGUAUGCACAGAUAACAAAAAGUCCUGGACUCUUAAAACAAGCAGGCAGAUUCAACAAGUUUUUAAGCCGAGAAAAGCUAAUUUCAGACUCAUUUUCUUAUUUCACUUGUAACGAGUGGGUUUUUUCUACACAACAUUCAGUAGAUAUGAUGAAAAUAAUGACUGAAGAAGAAAGACAGACUUUUGACUUAGACAUUGCCAAAAUGGACUGAAGGCUCUAUUUAUCUAAUUUCACCUACGGCCUUCAAAGAUUUAUCUUAAAAGAAUACGUCGACACCCCAGUAAGCGAGCACUCCCGAGAUCUCGUUUUAGACUACAGAGGCAGCAAGUAUUUUUCGGACGUCAACUGGUCUUUAUCUCACGGUGAAAUCUUCAAAAUCACCAGUUUCAAAGAAAUGAAAGGCCUAAUAUUGAAUUCCCAAAGAGUCCAAAGCGUCAUAAAAGAGCUCAACGCCAAAGAUCUCAAAGACAAAAUUGACCAUAGCUACAGAGCUAAAUCAAUAAUCAACAAAAUGCUAUGUGACAUGAGAAUGCCAAUGGUCAGAUUUUUCGGCUGGGCUUUGCGUAAAAUCUGGAGAAGACUCUAUGAAAAAAUCGUGGUUGACCAAAAUUCGUUAAAUAUGCUAAAAGAGUAUAGGUCUGAUUCUGAUGGUCCGUUAGUCUUGAUACCUUCCCAUAGAAGUUAUCUUGAUUUCUUAAUAGUCUCUUAUGUUCUUUUUUCUUAUGAUAUUCGUGUCCCUUAUAUAGCAGCUGCAGAAGAAUUCAAAAAUAUUAGAAUUAUUAAUCAUCUGUUAAAGAUGACAGGAGCAUUUUUUAUUAGGAGAAAAGUGCAAGGAGACCCUUUAUAUGCAGCCAUUCUUACUGAGUAUAUGCAUAACUUGUUAAAAGAGCAACAAAUUGUGGAAUUCUUUAUUGAGGGGACCAGAAGCAGGACAGGCAAAACUCUUCAUCCAAAAUUCGGGCUGCUAUCAAUUUGCACUGAAGCAUUUUUUGAUAAAAAAGUACCGAACGUUAAUUUUGUGCCAGUCACAAUUAAUUAUGAAAGAGUGCUGGAAGGGGAAACUUUUCCAUUUGAGCUGCUAGGAGAAGAAAAAGUAAAAGAAUCAUUAUCAAGAAUAAUGAAAUCAUCAAAAAUUAUUAUAGUAAUUUCUAAAGAAUAAUUAUCUAUAAAAUUCAUAGGGAGAAUUUUCUAUAAAAAGAUAUAACACAAACCUAGGAAAAAUUUUCUUUGAAAUUGGAAAACCAAUCUCUCUUAAAGACUAUAUCAAAACAGUUGAUCUUGACCCUUACAAUAACAAAGACCACAGAGAUAUCAUUAACCGAAAUUUAGGCUAUGAUAUCGUCUAUCAAAUCCAAGAUUUAAUUAUGGUCAUGCCCACCUCCAUUGUAGCUUCAGUAAUGCUGAUGCAUAGAAGAAAAGUUCUUGAAGACGAGCUUAUCGCUAAAUCUGAAUGAAUCAGAGACGAAAUCAAAGCAAGAGGCUACAAAGUAGGCAUGAAUGACGGAAGUGGCCAAGGCGCUGUUAGAAAUGCAGUUCACCACUUAAGCCAAGCUUUAACCCACAAAAAAGAUUUAUUUGAGCCAAGCGUGAUGAUGAAAACUGACUAUAAAAAUAUUUUACUGAUGUCUUAUUAUAGAAAUGCGCUAUACCACAUUUUCUCAAUGGAGUCUGUAUGUGCAUGUGCCCUUUUCAGCUUUGGCCAAAAGCUUGCAUGGGAAGAAGGCAUUAACCAGACGAGGGUUAUGGAAGAAAUCAGGUUUUUAUCGUCAAUUUUGGCUUCGGAAUUUAUUUCAAGAGAAAAUUCUACAAAAGAAACAGCAUUUUUAGCGACCUUAGAAAAUAUGAAAAAAAGAGGGUUUAUUGAAGAAAUCGGCGAUAAAUUUAGAAUUAAAAAAACAGGGGAACUUGGCAUUACAUUCUUAUGCUCACUGUUAUGGCCAAUUAUAGACAGCUAUUGGGUUACUUUGAUGUUUACGUUAGCUUUAUACACCAGAAAGAACUUGACCCCUGAAAAGGUGAUUCAAAGCAUCCAAUGGUUUGCAGAAAAUAUGUAUGAGGAAAGGAUGCUUGGGUUUUAUGAAGCUUGCUCAUUAGAAAACAUGAAAAAUGCAGUAAAAUCAUAUGAGAUGAUGGGGGUCAUACAAAAAACAGAAAGAAAUGGAGCGACUGUGAUUGAGCUGACUGAAAAAUAUGCUGAUGAAGCGAGUGUCCAAGAGCUUGUAGAUCAUGUAGGGAAUUUCAGGAAAGCUACACUUACAGGGAUUGUGACGCCGAAAGAAGAACUUAGAAGACUUUUAAUUUCAGAGUUCCCAGAAAUGCCAAAACUUUAG
This is a messenger RNA of Blepharisma stoltei, 4061 nucleotides long. The record is from the annotation of a GenBank genome assembly. NCBI's taxonomy places the organism in Eukaryota, Ciliophora, Heterotrichea, Heterotrichida, Blepharismidae.